Messenger RNA from Vigna umbellata (rice bean), 1394 nucleotides. The record is from RefSeq and is a predicted model, not a curated record. NCBI's taxonomy places the organism in Eukaryota, Viridiplantae, Streptophyta, Magnoliopsida, Fabales, Fabaceae.
GUCCAGAAAUAUAGGCUCUGACUCAACGCCGUUAAUAAACACCACCACCCUCAACUGCGGCGGCUGCUUCUACGGCUCCAUCUUCUACCUGCGCAGAACUAAACCUUCACCACCAUGGGGCCGCAGUGAGGUUGAAGAAGGAACUGCAAGAUCGUGCUUGAUUAAAGAAACCCCUGUAUCAUUUGUUUGUUCCAUCUCCAAUGGCCAACGACUCUUCGUUUCUGUUUUCCGGCAUUCGUUUCAACAGAAAGAAGUUCGGCGCCGAUAUCGCCAGAUUCCAGAAAAAAGAUAACGAUACUGAUGCGGCGAAGAUUUGGAGCGUUGUCAGAGACGGAAGCGCAAAAACGAGGGAAGCAGUAGAAGAGAAAACAGCGUCCACGAAGAAGAGGAAGCGCAAGGGAAACUCUUCUGAAAAUGUUGAAGGAUUCAAUGUAUUUAGAAAUUCCGCAUCUGUGGCGCAGUCUAGUGGCGAAGUUCAAGCUGAUCAGGAGUCUAUUGAGUUAAGUAAGAAGAAGAAUAAGAAGGAACAAAAUCGACAAUUCGAGCGGGACGCGAUAUUCAGAAAGCAGCACAACAUCCAUGUGUCUGGUUAUAAUGUACCGUCUCCUCUUCAAAGCUUUGACGAAUUGAAAUCAAGAUAUAAGUGUCCAUCGUAUUUGUUGCGCAACCUGAAGGAGCUUGGAUUCAGAGAACCAACGCCUAUUCAAAGGCAGACUAUUCCAGUACUUUUAGCUGGUCGUGAAUGCUUUGCGUGUGCACCAACUGGUUCUGGGAAAACCCUUGCAUUUGUAUGUCCAAUGCUUAUGAAGCUUAAGGACCCAGAAAAGGGUGGCAUUCGAGCUGUUAUCCUUUGUCAUACCCGUGAAUUAUCUGCUCAAAUAUUUCGAGAGUGCAAAAAACUUGCAAAAAGAAAAAAAUUUGGAAUUAAGUUAAUGACUAAAAAUCUCUUAAGAAAUGCUGAUUUUUCAAAGUUUCCAUGUGAUAUACUAAUAUCCACACCACUGCGAUUGCGGUUGGCUAUCAAGAAGAAGAAGAUUGAUCUCAGCAGAGUGGAGUAUCUUGUCCUGGAUGAAUCGGAUAAGCUGUUUGAACCCGAAUUAUUCAAGCAGAUUGAUUCUGUUCUCAAGGCAUGCUCCAACCCCUCAAUCAUUCGCUCGCUUUUUAGUGCUACUUUACCUGAUUUUGUUGAAGAUCGAGCUCGAGAACUUAUGCAUGAUGCUGUUCGUGUAAUUGUUGGCAGAAAGAAUAUGGCUUCUGAAACGAUAAAGCAAAAAUUGAUUUUUACUGGAAGUGAAGAAGGAAAACUUCUUGCAAUUCGUCAAAGUUUUGCAGAGAGUCUAAAUCCUCCAGUAUUGGUCUUUCUCCAAAGCAAGGAACGAGCCAAGGAGUUGUAC